Molecule: messenger RNA, 1865 nt
Organism: Ctenopharyngodon idella (grass carp)
Lineage: Eukaryota; Metazoa; Chordata; Actinopteri; Cypriniformes; Xenocyprididae
Gene: crdhl
Product: retinol dehydrogenase 13
Exons: 7
Coding region: 74-1057 (327 amino acids)
Source: RefSeq, a predicted model, not a curated record
AGCAUUCUGCACAGGACACAAUGUAACAUACCAGGGUUAUUCUUCAUUUUGUACACCUGCUACAUGAGAGGUGAUGGAUCGAGUCACAUCAUCUGAUCGAGUGAACUAUGGCGCUGUCCUCGCGCUGGCGGUGAUCAGCUUUAUGCUGCUGCGAAAAUGGAUAGCUGGUGGUGUCUGCAAAAGCUGUGCUCGUUUGGAUGGAAAAACAGUUGUGAUCACUGGUGCCAACACAGGGAUUGGCAAGGAAACUGCAAGAGAUAUGGCUCAUAGAGGGGCUCGGGUAAUCAUGGCCUGCCGUGACCUGACACGUGCUGAGAGUGCUGCCGAAUAUAUUCGUCGCUCCACAGGAAAUGGCAAUGUAGUCAUCAGACACUUAAAUCUAGCCUCUCUCUAUUCUGUCCGAGAAUUUGCCAAAGAGUUCAUAGCCACAGAAGAACGACUGGAUAUACUCAUCAACAAUGCAGGUGUGAUGAUGUGUCCAAAGUGGAUCACAGAGGAUGGCUUUGAGACACAGCUGGCUGUCAAUCACUUGGGACAUUUUCUUCUGACCAAUCUACUAUUAGGAAUGCUAAAGAGAUCCUCCCCCAGCCGCGUAGUGAAUGUGUCCAGUGUUGCACAUGUUGGUGGUAAGAUUGAAUUUGAUGACCUUUUCUUUGACAAAAGGCCUUAUAGUCCUUUGGUCAGCUAUAAACAGAGUAAGCUGGCCAAUGUGCUUUUCUCCAAAGAACUUGCACGAAGAACGAAAGGUACAGGAGUUUCCUCAUACUGUCUGCAUCCAGGAGUGAUUCGAACAGAGCUGAAUCGCCAUAUUCUCUUAUGGUACCCCAUGCUGAAGACUAUACUGUCUUUGCCCAGUAUGCUGCUGAUGAAAACUCCCUGGCAGGGCGCACAGACCUCCAUCUACUGCGCUGUCACCGAAGGCUUAGAGAGGAAGUCUGGCUGCUACUUCAGUGAUUGUGCUGAAAAAUACCCUGCUCCAGAAGGAAAAGAUGAUGCAGUGGCAAGAAGGUUGUGGGAGGAAAGUGCUCGACUGGUCGGACUAAACAACCAGCACUGACACUCUUCCUGAUUGCAAGCGCUCCCCCUAGUGGUGAUACCUGUGACCCAAAACUUUAUAGUUAGCAGAACCACAGAAAGGAAGUCAUGGCACAGCUAGUGCCAAGGCAAAUUACAUGAUUUGCAUCGGGUCGGGAGAUGCAUAUUUGUCAGCAUUGUGUGUGUGUGUGAUUCUUGGAAUAGGAUUUUCAAGAAAAAAACAUAGAUGUGUGGCUGUGUUUUCUUUGAAAUUGAUCACAUUCUUAUAAAUUAGAUGUGGACCACUUUAGGGAAAGAGCAAGAAGCAAUUUGUGCUCUGUUUGUUAACCAUCCAUCAAUGAGUUAUGCUUUUUCAAAAUCUGUGUUCUCAGGAUUCAUUCAUGAUGACAUGAUGGUGCCCAGCACAUUGUGCCUAACAUAUCAGAACAAACUCCUGUUAAAUUCUUUAAAAAGAAACUAGAGGUUACAUUGUGUCCAGUAUGUUCAUAUCUAAUUACGUGUAUAGAUUAUAUUUGUUAUAAUUUAUAUAAUUUAACCACUAGAUGGCGAUAAAUGUGUGUUUUUGGAAACAUGGCAUGCUAUGCAUUUCCCCCUACUUAAAUGAUGAUACAACAAAAGAAGCAGACCCUGGAUCACAUGAACACCAUGAUGUGGUUGUAGGUUACAGUUGCAUUUAUGUAACAAGGACACUAAAAUCAAUAUAAAACAUUCUGAUAUUUUACAUUCCGAUAUUUCCCCCCCCAAUUAUUAACAUAUUAACAGUGAAAAAUCCUAAGUUGCUUGGUUAUGUUGUGGCUGUAAAAAAAAUAAAUAAAUAAUUUUGGCCAUUU